AUGGAUCACUAUACAUCUGCUUAUCCUUCCCCUGGGUGCUGCUCAAAUUAUGAUAGCAGCAAGAAGAAUUUCUUUGAGGAGGAAAGAAAUGAUGAGGAAAGUGUGAUUUUGACAUUGGUUCCAGUUAAAGACGAACCAAAUAUAGAACAACAAAUGGAACCAAGUGUUGCUUCAAUUUCUGAUGUCAAACCAAGGAAGCCUAGGAAACACAAUGAAGUCCAUCUACCUCGAACGAAUGAACAAUUCAAAGCUUCCCCAAAAGCUGGAAGUAAAACACCAAUCCUUCCCUUGCCGACCAUUUUGCCUCCCAUUAAUAACGUGUGCUAGGACAUUUUGUGGAACUGGUGCCAACAACUCAAUUUGAGUACUGAUGGCAAGAAAAUAGAAGCUUAUCUGAGGCUUCAAAAGCAUUCUUAUCCUGAACAGAAACAUGAUAUUCCUGAAACAUCACAGGAGGCCAGAUUAUGGCCAUAUUUGAGGAAACACAAGGCAGUGCCCAACAGAGCAAGGCUUCAGGAAAGCUACAAGAUGAAUGAGGAAGCAGAAGAGACUAAUACAAUUGAAGUAAUAACCUCAGCUCAGGAAUCCAUGUUGGCAUCAUGGACAAGAAUGGCUGCAAGAGCUGUUCAGCUUAAGGCUGUGAAUUCACAUUCCAUUCCUGCUUCUGUCGAGGCCUUUUUGAUUCAACCUUCUGGCGUCAGAUGGUGUGUGGUCCGUGGCACAUUUCUUUCAGCAGACACAAAAGGUUGUGUUUGCCUGCAGUUUCAUGAAGUUCAGGCCUGGGUGCCUGCCACUCCCAGGAAGAUGAUUUCUCUCUCCCUGUUACCAGCCUGCACUUUCCCAUCCCUGGGCCUAGAAGAUAAUAUGUUAUGUCCUGACUGUGCUAAGAGGAAUAAUAUGAUAAUGAAAAGAUUAAUGACAAUGGGGAAGAAGAAACAACCUGGUUUGAAUACAAUGUAG
Molecule: messenger RNA, 960 nt
Organism: Propithecus coquereli (Coquerel's sifaka)
Lineage: Eukaryota; Metazoa; Chordata; Mammalia; Primates; Indriidae
Product: developmental pluripotency-associated protein 2-like
Biological process (GO): system development
Cellular component (GO): nucleus
Molecular function (GO): chromatin binding
Source: RefSeq, a predicted model, not a curated record